Molecule: messenger RNA, 1114 nt
Organism: Spinacia oleracea (spinach)
Lineage: Eukaryota; Viridiplantae; Streptophyta; Magnoliopsida; Caryophyllales; Amaranthaceae
Product: mitochondrial import inner membrane translocase subunit TIM14-1-like
Exons: 3
Coding region: 385-717 (110 amino acids)
Biological process (GO): protein import into mitochondrial matrix
Cellular component (GO): PAM complex, Tim23 associated import motor
Molecular function (GO): ATPase activator activity
Source: RefSeq, a predicted model, not a curated record
GCGGUAAAAAACAAUUUGACUAUAAAUUUAAUUGAGCUCUUCAAACAAUGUCUGAAAAUGGAUAUCCGAACUAUUUGGAUUGGGAUUUGGGAAAUAACAUUGGACUGGGUCGGAUUUCCGGUUUGGCCAGCCCAACGCAAAGCUUAGGUUAUUGCCUUGUUGGACACGAUAUCCCAAAAGGGGUUUGGAAGGAUUCUGCGGGUAUAUGGAAAUGACCCAGAAAGAGAUUUCUGAAGGGUUUCCGAUAAUUGGCCAUCAAAGUGUUUUCAUUGAACUUUCUAGCAAAUACUCGAAACUUCACGACGGAAACAAAGAACAUCAUUUCAAGCUAACUCUGAAGACAAAUCCAAAGCUGAAUUUCUUUGUCAUAAAUUCUUCAUAAAAAUGGCAACACCAUUAUUUGCUGGGAUUACUGUUGCUGCUGCUGCUCUUGCUGGUAGAUAUGGAAUACAAGCUUGGCAAGCAUUCAAGGCACGUCCGCCUAGACCUAAAAAGUUUUUUGUAGGUGGCUUUCAACCCAAUAUGACCAAGAGGGAAGCGGCUCUUAUCCUUGGCGUAAGGGAGAGUGCGGUUGCAGAGAAGGUGAAGGAAGCUCAUAGAAGGGUAAUGAUUGCAAACCAUCCGGAUGCAGGUGGAAGCCAUUAUCUUGCCUCUAAAAUCAAUGAAGCUAAGGACAUGAUGGUCGGUAAGCCCAAAGACAGCAGCUCUGCCUUCUAAUGUCGCGGAGGAGAUAUAAAAGAUUAUUGUCUGUUCCUCUUCACCAAAACCAUGGUUAAAUGCCUAUCCCUUUAUGUUUAAAGUGAACUAAGGAACUCAGAUGCCCUUCUCUUUAGAUAAGGAAAGGUGAUUGAGUAUACACAGGUUUCAGUUGGCUGCAAUUUUAGAACGUCUACACUAUUUGAUUGGUAUAAGACUAUAAACACCAAAGCUAUUGGAUUUAAAUGACACUUUUGUCUUGUCAUGUUACUGUUAUUUUAAGCUACUUGUAUUUGGAAUAUAAGCCUUAGGGAAUUUUCAACUUGUACUCCCGAGGUUUCCAUGAACGUAGCAUGUAAAUAAAGCCAACGUUUGACAAGUUUAAAAUACAACUAAAAUAUUUAGAAUGCUCUACGUA